This is a messenger RNA of Anisakis simplex (herring worm), 1674 nucleotides long. Lineage: Eukaryota; Metazoa; Nematoda; Chromadorea; Rhabditida; Anisakidae. The record is from the annotation of a GenBank genome assembly.
AUGGCUACUGCCGACGACGUGGCUCCGACACUGGUUGAUACGAACUCAGAAUUUGUGACUAAUUCAAAUAUUAUUGAUAUACUCGAACCAACUGAAGCAGCAUUUCUUCAAAUGGCGAACGCAACGCAAAUGAACCCACUCAGGGCAUAUGCCAAUCAAAAUCCCUAUGCAGCCUCGCAUCCUUACCAUCCUCUUGCUCUGGGAAUGCCGAUGCUUCCAUUUCUAACAACUUCAGCCUUAACGUCAACAUCUUCACAACAUUCAUCAACACCUCAUCAGAUCAAUAAUAAUAACAACAACAACACUAGUAAUAUUGCGUCUUCAUCGUUGUCCUUCAGUGCGCUUCAGAUGCCAACUGUGGUUAAUCCGACAGCAUUUCUUCAUUCCACUGCUAUAUCACCGAUUAUUGUUCCGAGAAUGGAUGCAUUUCUCACCACUGCUGGUCCAAUCUCAGCUCCAUGUGCCUAUUUUACUGGCUCAGAAGCCAUUCCGGCAAUCUGCCAGCCGCUUUAUCCGCAACCUUAUUUUUUGCAACCGCGGCCCCUCAAUAACACGCAUUUGACCUUACCCACCACCGGAACAAUAUCAUCAGCAAAUCAGCAGAUGUCGCAUUCUUUUUCAUCAGCGAAUGCACAAAGAGUUAAUCAAGUUGAUCGUGCACAUCUCUUCGAUGAUCAGCCGACAUCUUCUGCAAUUUCCACAGAAAUUCCCGUGUUGCCACCGACAUUAGCAGCAGCGCCGCCAUUACGUUCAGCAGCGAUGCGCUUGAAACGACCAGCUGUGCGUCAUUCGUCUGUUAAUUGUAGCAAUAAUGCCUCGUCCUCAUUCAUACAACCCAAAAUAAGACGUUUCUUAUCAGAGCACGGUGAAACAUCGAGCACUGGUGCCACUUCUUCGGCUCAUACUCCUUCAUCUGCUUCCAUUGAACUUCCUAUCGAUGACGAAGAAGAGACGGGAACGCAGCGAUCUGUGAUGGUGAAUAGGAUUGAGCCACAUCGUGAAAUACCCAACAGUGUUAUCGAUGGCGCCAGUUCUGGAUUAAGUGCUUAUCAAACAAAUGAGUUUUGGCAUCCAUAUCAACAGAUCAGUGAUAGUGCGGUUAAUGUUGCAAAUCGGAGUAAAAAGAUUGUUUCAAGACGUGAAAUCGAUGUUAAUCCGAUACACAAUAGUUUACUGUCGUCUCGAAUCGCUCAACUUGAAAGAGAACGUCAAGCGAACAGUGCUUGGUUCCAACGUCACCCAAUGGCUGCGGGCAGCCUCGUGGGUUUAGACGUCGUUGGCCGUCGUGCUACUUCCCUUCUUCCCCUUCAGCGCUAUCCGAAUCCCCUUGUUGAACUGUCUGUGGUAAAUGCAUUAUUGCAACACAAUGAAGUUAAUGGUGCGAUCGGUGCAGCUGCAUUACCAAGUGAUCCGUUACCUGUUGGUGCAUCUGUGGAACGUAUUAUUAGUCUGACACAAGUACUCAAAUAUGUACGUGAUAUUGACUUACCUGAAGCUGAAAAUGAACGCUGCACGGUUUGUUUGGUGGAUUUUGAAACAGAUGAUUCUGUUCGUUCAUUGCCGUGUGCACAUAUAUUUCAUGUGGACUGCAUCGAUCGAUGGCUUGUCUAUAAUAAGAAGUGUCCCGUAUGUCGUCUAGAUAUUGAUGCAUGUGAGUCCGAAGCUGCCCAAUGA